Molecule: messenger RNA, 4865 nt
Organism: Lucilia sericata (common green bottle fly)
Lineage: Eukaryota; Metazoa; Arthropoda; Insecta; Diptera; Calliphoridae
Gene: Rbcn-3B
Product: WD repeat-containing protein 7
Cellular component (GO): cytoplasm
Molecular function (GO): protein binding
Source: RefSeq, a predicted model, not a curated record
GCGAGACAAUCGAUAUAAUAGUUUUUUAUAACUCGGUCGAUAUUUUCGUUUUCUUCUUGUUGAAAAGUUACAAAAAAAGGUGUAAAAAUAUUGCAAAAAAAUACAAAUAUUUCAUAAGAAAACAUAAAUUAACAAAUACCAAAAGAUUCAUAACUAUUUUGGAAAUGUGAAAAAUAAAAAUGAAAAGAAAUUAAACCUAAAAAAUAAAAUAAAACAAAAUAUAAAUCAACACGACGUCGUCUACGUCUUAACAGAAAUUUUUUCACAAUAUUUUUGUUCAUUGUGGUGUGUGGUGGUGGUGAAGUGCACGACAUUGAAGUUCCAUAACUGCUGCUGUCUGCUGAUGUCUACUACAACUACUGCUGCUGUACGUCGUCGUCGUCUCCCUGGUGUUUAAAAACAUUUGUCAUUUAAUUGUACAAAAAUAUUUUUAUUAUUGCUGUCAUUUGUUUUUCUUUGUGCUUUUUUGAUGUUUUUUGUUGCUUGCAAAAACACCAAGAAAAAACAACAAACAGACCCUUGUUGGAGACUAAAAGACUGAAGUUCUAAUUUUUCAAUACGCUGGUCGUUUGAUCGACGUCCCCACAAAAAACAAAAAUAAAAAAGUAGUGCAGAAAAGUGAAAAUUUAAAAUAUUAAAUAAAUUCUUCUAAGCAAACAAUUAUUGAUCAUUUCUGUAGUUGAAAACGAGAAAAAAACGAAAACAAUUAAAAAUAAAAUAUAAUAUUUGGCGAGUGUGCUACAGCAAUUAAAAAAUACACAACCAGGAAAAGGAGGAGGUGGUGGUGGAAGAGUAAGUUCUCUACUAUAACUGCUGCUGCUGCUGUCACAUAAUUAAAAAAACAUACAAUUUAAAGAGUAGCUGGUGUUUAAAGAGCCAUGGUAAGCACCAAUCUUGUGGUGCCGGUAGUGUUGUGGGGGCCCUCUGCCCCCACACACUGUGUUUCCAGUGUUUUUCUAUCAGAUGAUCAAACAACUUUAGCAACAGGUUGCUAUGAUGGUCAAAUAUGCCUGUGGCAUGUCGAUCCCACUACAUUGAAAAUGUCACCACGCUGUCUAUUGGUGGGUCAUACAGCACCAGUCCUUUGCUUGGUAAAAGCCUCCAUACUGGCCGAUAAUAAUUUUCUAGUUAGCUCGUCGGAAAGUGAAUGUGAAAUGUGCACGUGGGACUUGACAGAUGGCAAAUGUGCCGAAUCGGUAAAAUUGCCUCAAGUUCAUACACAAAUACAAAGUUAUCACACAGCAAAUAGUAAUGAUGUUAGACUAUUUUGUAUUGGUUACUAUCCGGAAAUCAUGGUAAUGGAUCCAUUUAGUCUGGAGGUUAUUUACAUGUUGAGUUCCAAAGUUAAGCCUGAUUGGAUAUCAGCUUUACAUGUUUUGCGACCUAUGCGUCGCAAAGAUGAUGUCGUUUUGGCCAUAACCACUACGGGUACGGUGAAAGUGUGGACAUUGACCGGUAAUGAGAACAAACAUGCCGAACCCAUUUACGAGAAUGAGUCCAAAGAGAUACGCUGUCUUAAUGCAAUAACCAUGAAUUGUUGCUCUCAAAAUCAGCGAACUGUUUUAAUUGUUUGCACCAAAUACUGGCAAAUUUAUGAUGCUGGCGAUUUUACAGUGCUAUGCUCGGUGAUCGCCCCUACACGAGAACGUUGGCAGGGAGGUGACUUUAUAAGUUCCGAUCGUGUAAUGCUUUGGACAGAUGAGGGCAAGGGUUAUCUAUAUAAAUUACCCGCCAACUGUAUACCCGACAAUAAAGAAUUCCAUUCGAAGAGUGUAGUACGCGACUCUCCCUAUCUGUAUUAUGUGCUACAACAUCCGGGUGACAAAGUUUUGUCCUGUCCUCCAGCAAUGAAACUUUUACGCACUGAUGCUGAGGGUAAACCAGCCACCUAUUAUCUCCUGAGAGGUGAUUCAGAAGGUUUUAUUUCAGUGUGGACAGUUCCUGAUGUUCCUUUGGACAAUAUAAGCAUAUUGCAAGCGAAACAAAUGCCUCCGCGUGUUCUCAAACCCUCCGUUUGUACCUCACUAGUGGAAGCUUGGUCCAUGAUGGAUCCCCCUCCCGUGGGCAUAUUGGACCAGUUGGCCCGUAUCACCGAUCACCCCGUAAAAUUAACUUCCAGCAUUUAUUUACCCCAACAAAGUCGUUUGGUUAUUGGUCGUGAGGAUGGCUCAAUAGUCAUAGUGCCCGCCACACAGACAGUAAUGAUGCAGCUACUUGUAGGUAUUAAGCAAAAUUUUAGCGAUUGGCCUUCACACCAGAUCCUAUAUGGCCACAGGGGUCGUGUUAAUUGUCUGUUGUGCCCCUCAUUGGUGCAUCCACGUUAUGAGAAGUCUUAUUUACUGUCUGGAGGUGUAGAUUUUGCUGUUUGUCUGUGGGAUUUAUAUAGUGGCAGUUUACUGCAUCGCUUCUGUGUACAUGCCGGAGAAAUCACACAACUUUUAGUGCCACCGGAAACUUGCAGCUCACGUAUUCUAAAGUGCAUUUGUUCUGUAGCAUCGGAUCAUUCGGUCACGUUGCUCAGUUUGCAAGAGCGUAAAUGUGUGACAUUGGCCAGUCGUCAUUUGUUCCCAGUGGUAACCAUUAAAUGGCGUCCUUUAGAUGACUUUCUUAUAGUAGGUUGUUCUGAUGGUUCGGUGUAUGUGUGGCAAAUGGAAACUGGUCACUUGGAUCGUGUUUUACACGGCAUGUUGGCCGAAGAAGUAUUAAUGGUAUGCGAUGAACAAGUGGCCGAUGAUACCUCUUGUAGUCCAGCCUCUUCUAAUGCUGAAAUGGGCAUGGCCAAUCCAGCGGUACACUUCUUUCGUGGUCUUAAAUCGCGCAAUAUGAAUGCCAUACGUCAUGCAACCCAACGCGGCAUUACCCAAUGGCAACAGCUCCACGGUCACAAUCAAGGCAACUUUGAUUUUCUUAUGAAACACCGCAGCAAUCCCUUGAUAAUACAAGGACUGCGCACCAACCCAAAAGAUGCUGAAAGUCAUAUACUGUUCUUCGAUAUAGAGGGUUUGAUAUUUGAGCUACACAGCGAAGAAUAUGCACAAAUGACUCCCAGUGAGUUGGAGGCUUUGGGUGUGGUUCUCAACAACCAAAAAGAUAAAACUUUGCACUUGGAGGCUUCCAAGAAAAUCAGCGAUUUCUUUGGUAAGGUCAAAAACAAGGCCGGCGACAUGGAAAAAAUACUAAAGGAUAAAGAUAAACAUGGUUUUGUGCAAAAAUUCAAAGAAAAAACUGAAAUUGUGGAGAAAAAGGUGCAGGCCAAGGUACAGGAGAGUCUACAGAAGGUGGUGGUAGAACCACAAGAACAGGACAGCGAAAAUACAGACUUGAAAAGUAAAAUUGCCUCCAAAAUGGAAGUUACCAAAGUCAUGGAGGUGGCUCAGCUACUCUUAUCUUUGCUGCAUUCCUGGGGUUUGGAUCCUCACCUAGACAAAGUGUGUGAAUCGCAAUUGGGUCUCUUAAGACCAAUGGUGCCCGUCUCAUUUGGCAUACUAUCCAAAGGAGGCUACAUGUCGCUAUUGCUGCCCACUUGGCAGAAUAACUUUGAAAUACCCGAGGGCAUGAAAGUGGUAGCUCCUAGCAGCUCAAAGAAACGUGACAUUCCAGCCGAAUUACUAAGACAAGAAGAACUAACUGCAGUGUUUACUUCACGCUUGCACUGGGAAUUGAGCACCACCCUAACAUCCAAUCAUAUAUUGGCUUUGGUGGCCAUGUCCAACACUUUGCUCUCCAUGAAUUCGGCCUCAUUUUUGCCCGACAGCGAAAGAAGCAAAAAACUAAUGCGUCUGGCUCAGCGCAGUGAUUCUACGCUCACAACCGAAGAACAACAUGAAGACCUAUUGGCUCAUCAUAUAUCGCAAAUAAAACAAGGCUGGAGUCUUUUAUCCACUCAUCAUUGUUUCCUAUUGCCCGAUAAAAUCGAAGCCUUAGAACCAAAGAAAUUCAAACGACCUCAGGUGGAAAUGAUGGCCAAACGCUGGCAACAUCAUUGCAUAGAAAUACGUGAAGCAGCUCAGCAAAUUCUCUUAGGAGAACUCAGACGUAUGGGCAAGCGUGGACGCAAACAGUUGGUUGAAAGCUGGGCUCAAUAUCUACCCAUGUAUACGCACACAGAACCAAUCGCUCAACAGCAUGUGCAAAACACAAAUGGCGCCAAUGGCCAUAAUACUUCUGGUGGUUCAGCUGUAAGUGAAGUCGACAAUGGCGGUGAAGACUAUGAAGAAGAGGAAGAAGAAAUCAUACGCAAGCCGUCCAGUUUAUCCGAAUUGAAGCGAAAACAAACUACAGCCGUUAUACUGUUGGGUGUAAUAGGUGCUGAAUUUGGUCAAGAUAUUAACCAAGAUUCCCCAAGUAGAACUUCGGCCGGUGGUAGUGUGGCAGAACGUCGUAAAUCUUCUGUUGUAGAAGGUUUUGGUAUAGCUAACAAUUUGGCACGUUUAACAUCAAUGGCUUUGGCUCAUCUUCUCUAUGCCCCACCUUCACCAAAGUUGCCUCAAUAUACCCCUCUUCGACGGGCUGCUAUAGAUUUAUUGGGACGCGGUUUUACCGUUUGGGAACCCUAUUUGGAUGUCAGUAAAGUGUUACUGGGACUGUUGGAAUUGGCUUGUGAGGGCAAAUCUGUACCCAAUUUGAACUAUAAACUUCCUUUAACACCACAAGCCGAUGCUUGUCGUACUGCACGACAUGCCUUACGUUUAAUAGCCACUGCUCGUCCAGCCGCCUUUAUAACAACAAUGGCUCGUGAGGUGGCACGUUAUAAUAGUAUGCAACAAAAUCCACAAUCCAUUAAUGUACCACUUACACAAUCUGUCCUCUACAAAGCCAAGGGUGAGAUACUCCAAUGCGUAGAAAUGUUAAUAGAUAAAAUGCAA